AUGUCUUCACCACAGGAUGAUUUUCCGGAAGCCCAUAAGAUUUGCCAGAUAUUCAGGUUAUCAGAAGAGCAAAUGUUCCAGAUUGUUGAUCGCCUCACGGCUGAAAUAGAGCUGGGUCUGGCGAGAGAUACGCAUUCAAGGUCCACAGUGAAAAGUUUUGUUACCCACGUACAGAAUCUACCGACAGGCAAGGAGCGGGGCAAAUAUCUGGUGCUUGAGUUAGGCGAUGCCACUGUUAGUGUUCUGUUGGUUUAUAUUAAAAGUGAAACAGAUAUUGAGAUGACAUCCAAAACCUUUGAGCUGAGCAAAAAUCUAAAGCACGGCUCGGGCAAUAGAUUAUUUCAAUUUUUUGCAAAGUGCCUCGCCGAAUUUUGCCACGAAUUAAAUAUUGCAAUGGAGAAUCUACCGCUGAGCUUCGUCUUCUCAUUUCCCUGCGAACAGGAGGCCGUUGACAUCGGCGUGUUGCUCAAUUGGAAAAGUGGCUUUAAUUCUUCAGACGUUGAGGGUAAGAAUGUUACCAAACUGUUGCAGAAUGCAAUAAACCGACGUACCGAUAUCAGAGUCAAUGUAGUUGCAAUGCUUACUGGCACGACAGGAAGCCUUUUGUCCCUUGCCUUCAGUAAGCAGAAUUGUUUCAUUGGCAUAAUUGUGGGUAGUACUACUAAUGCAAGUUAUGUGGAGAAAACGCUUAAUACACAAAUGUUGCAAGGAUAUGAGACGAGCCUCAAGGAUAAUAUGAUAAUAAACACUGAGUGGGGAACCUUUGGGGAGAAUGGCGAAUUGGACUUUAUACGGACUGACUAUGAUAUCGCCGUGGAUAAAUUGACGUCCGAUCAGAUGAGAAAUAUCUUUGAAAAGUGCGUCUCUGGCAUCUAUCUAGGCGAAAUUGUGCGCCAAAUAUUAUUGGAUCUAAUGGACAAACAGCUCAUUUUCAAGGGCCAGAAGUCAAACGCUAUUAGGGAACCAUGGACAUUCGAUACUCGCUACAUGCUGCAGAUAGAGGCAGAGAUGCCAGGCCAGUAUCGCGCUACUGAUAUGGUCUUGCAUCGCCUGGGCAUCACGACCAACAACCAAAAGGAUCUAGCCUGUGUGCGCUAUGUAUGCAACAUAAUCGCAAAGCGUUCAGCCAUGCUGAUGGCCUGUGGCCUCGUUAGUCUAAUUAAGAAGAUGGAUGUCUCCGAGAUAUCAGUGGCUGUAGAUGGUGGGAUCUAUCGUUUUCAUCCCACCUACCACGACAUGAUCAUGGCGAAUGUGAAUCUCCUACUAAAGGACUCGGCUACAGUGGAACUAGUUCUAUCUGAAAAAGGUACGGCUCUUGGUGCAGCGUUCGUAGCUGCUAGCUCCAUAUGUAAAUGCAGGGGGGAAUGA
Messenger RNA from Drosophila hydei, 1368 nucleotides. Its product is annotated as hexokinase type 2-like. The record is from RefSeq and is a predicted model, not a curated record. NCBI's taxonomy places the organism in Eukaryota, Metazoa, Arthropoda, Insecta, Diptera, Drosophilidae. Gene Ontology annotation, cellular component: cytosol; mitochondrion. Gene Ontology annotation, molecular function: mannokinase activity; ATP binding; glucokinase activity. The coding region runs from base 1 to 1368 and encodes 455 amino acids. The transcript has a single exon. Gene Ontology annotation, biological process: glycolytic process; glucose 6-phosphate metabolic process; intracellular glucose homeostasis.